Molecule: messenger RNA, 1382 nt
Organism: Lecanosticta acicola
Lineage: Eukaryota; Fungi; Ascomycota; Dothideomycetes; Mycosphaerellales; Mycosphaerellaceae
Source: the annotation of a GenBank genome assembly
AUGCCACGCAUCCACCCCAAAGAUGUCCUGCGCGUUCGCUCCAGCCCAAAAGCCAAGGCAUUGCUUCCUUUGCUUCCGGUCUGCCAGAACGCGGCCUCAGCACGCAAUGAACUCCGUUGGAUGAAGGAACACGCGACCAGUGUCUCAUCUCGCCGAGGCAACAAAAGCCCCCAUCUUAUUCUCUCCAGCUAUGUUAAGCGCCGUGCCAGCGGUGAGCCUUUGCAAUACAUACUUGGCUCAGAGUACUUUGGAGACUUGGAAAUCAAGUGUCGUCCAGGCGUGUUGAUCCCAAGGUAAGCGCACCAAGCAUCCUUUAGGUUAGCUUUCGCCUCAAAGAAAAUCCACUCAGGGUCGUAGCGGAAAGGACUAUAGCGAGGCAUGCAACGGGGAGUCUGCUGCGCCUUCUUUCUCUAUCUCUCGCGUUAGACGGCUAUCUCGACGAGAACCAUAGCUGACCCGCUGCUGUUCAGCUCGCUGUUGCCUCUAUGUCUGCCAGCAUUCCUGUAAAGCAGCAGGCUUCUGCUCUAGAAAGACGCAGCAUCUAAUUGAGGCUAACGGUACAUAGACAAGAGACCGCAGCUUCGAUAUCACAUCUCGUGACCGUUCUUCACUCGCAGAGCGCUCUAGCCCCCUCGCAGCGUGUCCGUGUCCUCGACCUAUGCAGUGGAACUGGCUGCAUACCGCUCCUUUUCCAUCACGAGUUCUAUACCAAAACCCCCAACGCGAAUGCUCUACUCGAACUCGUUGGCGUCGAUAUAUCUGGAGAUGCCCUCAGCUUGGCACGGGAGAAUCUGAUACUGCAACUAGCAGAUCAAGCAAAGACAUACGGCCCUGAGGCCACGCGCCUUCGAUCGCUGCACCGUACUGGCUUCGUUCAAGCCGACGUCCUUAGUAAAGAGGACAACAUUCCCACCGACGGUCCACCUUCCCUUAUGCAAGCACUAAAUCGUCUCGCCGGUGACACUGGCCCAAAGGACUUUGACAUUCUCGUCUCAAACCCGCCAUAUAUCUCCCCAAAAAGCUUCCGCAGCACUACCAGCCGGUCUGUACGAAACUUCGAACCCAAACUUGCCCUUGUGCCGCCAUCAUCAACAUUUCAAGGAGAUACAGCCAUUGGCGAUUCAUUUUAUCCCAGGCUGCUCCAGAUUGCGGAACACGUGCGGGCAAGAUUCCUUCUUCUCGAAGUAGCCGAUAUAGACCAGGCCAUGCGAGUCGCCUCUUUGGUGUUUGCUACUGGCUCUUGGGAAGGAGUCGAAAUUUGGCGGGAUAGUCCGUCUCUGUCACCAGAGCAGGCAGAGAAAAUCGAUAUAGACGGUAAAAUUGUUGACGUCCGUGGAAUGGGCAACGGCAGGUCGGUGUUCGCACAUCGCGGGAGAAGUUGA